Messenger RNA from Rhagoletis pomonella (apple maggot), 7389 nucleotides. RefSeq names its product protein stum (gene stum). The transcript is spliced from 10 exons. The record is from RefSeq and is a predicted model, not a curated record. Gene Ontology annotation, biological process: sensory perception of mechanical stimulus; taxis; proprioception. Lineage: Eukaryota; Metazoa; Arthropoda; Insecta; Diptera; Tephritidae. Bases 631 to 6810 code for a protein of 2059 amino acids. Gene Ontology annotation, cellular component: sensory dendrite.
CUUUCAGCCGAAGCAAUAAAGCUGGAAAACAUACAUACAUACCUUCCAAGAGGCCUUCCACUUGUCAGCCACCAGUAUGACCAAUAUUUAGUAGAUUUGGCGAAAUAAGUAUUUGAACUAAUAAAUAACGGCUAAUACCAGCAAGUUAUACGAUACCGCAAUAAAACCCGCAGCCACUGAGUCCUCGUACACCUCUAUUUACUACAUAAGCAACAUUGAAAGAAGGAAGAAGGAUUGUGUGAGCGAAAAGGAAACUACCAAAACAACAAUCAGCCGUGGUCGCGAAUCUGCGGUACGACGUGUCGUUGCAAAGUGAACAUCAUGCAAGUUUGAUUCGAACGCUUUCAACUACUCUUAACAACGUUUCCCACGCCGAACCACACAUAUGCCUUCGCAUAUUCGAACUUUUCUGCACAAAUGCCAAUUACUGCGAAAUUAUUGUGCCUUUGCGCGACUAAAAAGCAGCACAGAAAACCUCAAAGUCCGUCGAACGAAGGCUAUGCAUACAGAUUAACAGCGCCAUCUCGACUUUGUGUUCCCGAAGACGAAAAUUUAUACGCUUACUUGUAAAAUCAGUCCAUCGGUAUCUUUCCUCCCCCACAUCAUCUGUCAUCAUCAUCCGAUGUUAAUAUGAGCCAAAAACCAUCAUCUUCAUCCUCAUCCGCAACGCCCACACACCAAUCACUGUAUCCUCCUAGAUCCGCCUCCAACUCCUCCUCGAACACACAGAGCACAUCAACGCUCGCACCCGCCAUCAUUCCACUUGACUACAAUUACCAAACAAUGUCGCCAUCUUCAUUAUCACAAUUCCGCAAUGACCGCAUUACAUCUGCUUCCAACACGAACACAACCGCUGCCUACCAUAUGCAUCCGAAUUCGCGUCUCAGUAGCGCGCAUCCCUCUGGCACCGCCUCAGUCGAUGUUGAGCUGGAUAAUCAGUACAGCAGCCUUUUCGGUGAUCCUGUUCCACCGCCGCCACCGCCUGAUUUUCUCACAACGCAGUUCGAUCCAGUGACCCUUUUUCGUCCGUCAUUGGACAUUAGCUCCGGCUCCGAGGAGGAUGCUUUUGGACGUCUGGCAUCUUUGGAAACUGAUCGAGCUACAAACACCACGCGGCUGUUUUCCAAUGUGCCGUUUAGUUCGGUUUUCAGCAAACGUAAUUCUGACACUCCUUCUCAGCGUAACUUUGAUGUCCUGCCAACGCCGAUGCCGCGCCUUCAACCGCCAGACAUUCAGAUAUUACCGAACUCUAGUGGCGGCUCUAGCUCUGAGGCGCGCGAGUCGCCCAACUAUGCAUUGCUCACACCGGAUGAUGGUACGCGUUGUCCCGCUGUGUAUGAUGUAACGCAAGCCUCUGAUGUAACAGAAAUCGUAGAGUCAUUAGAAGUGAGAGAUGCAAAAGGGCUGCGAGAAUAUUCCGAAGCAAAGCGAAGGGUUUCCAAUUUUAGUGAGGAUUUCAAAUGCAAUGUUGGUGCACUGAGCAAUACUCAAGAAACCGAACUAGGAGACCCGCCUGCUACUGCAGGUCACCCAUUUCCCCGCCAAUUUUCAAAUGAAUCUUAUACGAGCAGUGAGUGGUUUCGGCCAGCAGCACAAGACUAUCCGGAAUUCAGUAAAAUACCAAGACUGCGCCCAAGUUCAAAGAACAUUAUGUCUAUCAAAAGAGAGGAGAUGCCCAUGCACCAUUCUCCUGUAGCGGCGAUGAUUAACGAUUCGAAUGGCUCUAGCAGCGGCGAAGAACGGCCUGUCGAUAAAACACAAACAUUUGAGCAAGAAACGGUUCCACUGGAUAUUCUACAGCCACCAGCUAGGCCACCAGAUCCGUCUCCAUCACUUCUGCGGGAAAUAGAAACUGAUUUAUUGCUUUCUCCCCAAGCGUAUUUGCAGCAUCAGGGCGAGAGACUCUUGGAGAGCGUGAAUGAACCGAAUUUUCGAACGCCACCACCGCCGGCUAAACCGCCACCUCCGGAUUUCCUUUCACCCAUUCCUGGAGAAAGUCAAGACUUCAUCGAACGAGAAAUGUCACCUGUGAUAUUGCGAGAUUCUAUAGUCACCGGAGGCGACUUUAGAGUUGAUCAACCUCGCCUGCAUAAAAAGACUUCGUUUACAAUUAUCUCAGAAAAAACACCACAGUCAUCCCGAAAUCAGAGCCCUUCUCCGUACAGUCAGCAACAACGUUCGCCCUCAAAAAUUUCAGUACUGUCUAAUAGUUCAUCUGUAAAACCCAUCGCCAAGCCACGACAGUACUUGCAGCGAAAAUCCCUUUCAUCCACACAACUCAAGUUGCCACAGUUGCCUCAGCAGCGAUUCCAAGGACCCGCCGACGACUCUCCUCGCCCUUCAGUGCAGUUCAACAUGACCGGUCGGCAUACUCCGAAUAUGAUGACCCAGCGAGGCAUAUUGCAACACCGCGAGUCGUUAUCGUCAUCACAAGAUAUAACACAACUGUCGCCAUCAGCGGCAUUAACGUCAACGUCGAAAUUACGACGACCCUCAGCACUGCCAUCAUUUGCCAAAUCAGCAAGUGAAUCAAAAAUUAAAAGUUCUGAAGCCCUGCCGUUAAUUACUGAUCCUUACCGAACUUCUAUACCACGCCUUAACCGCUCCAUAACAGAUCUACACCGAGAGCCUGCGGUGUUUCCCCCUGGUGCUUUGCCGCGCCCACUUAAACCUAACCCCAAUCCAACACGAAAGCAAAAAGGCCUGCUACGCAUACUCAAUGGGGACACCUCCCAUAUACCUUUGCGUUCGAACUGGGCCAGCAUGGAUGACCUUUCCGUAGGCAGACAGUUAAAAACGCCUCUUUCGACACCAUUGAGGGGUCUUCAAACUCGACGUCGAUCCAGCUCUACGUCACCCGAGCGUCGUAGCUCAACACAAACGGCCUCGGAUCGUCGCAGUUCAAACUUAAGCUCUAUUACAACGUCCGACUUUAGUUUUCGCCGCCCAUCGAUGACAACACAGUUGCAACGUCGAAAAUCUUUAUUCCCAACUCCAAGCCCUAGAACAAAACGACGACAAUCUUUGAUAACACCAGCUAGUUUGACUAGUGGUCGAACAUCACGCACAAAAAUUGCUAAACCUUCCACGCUUUCACCAAUCUUAGGUACGCCAAAUAAGGACAGCAGUACGCCACAAAGUCCAGAGAAAAAUGGCGUUGGUUCCCUAGCUCCUUCCGAAACCAUGUCAGAUGUGACUUCAAGGCGAGACUCACUUUCGAAAAUACCGGUACGUGGAUCCCGCCCAGGAUCUAGAUCUUCAUCCCCAUUGAAAGAGUUCACCGCCCAACUGCCUUUGUCCGAUCCAAACUCACGAGGUGCAUCCAGUCGUACUGCUUCCCGUGCAACGGCAAGAACCGACAUUUCACAAUCAGCUUCGCGUGCCAAUUCUAGACCGGCAUCACGGUCUACCUCUCGUGCAUCUACGCGUCAAAUAUCGCGUACAGCUUCCCGAAGCAGUACAAGACCGAACUCGCGAAUGGAAAUGGCGAAAGAAAUUGCGAACUCGCGCUCUAACUCCAGAAUGAGUAUGCGUUCGAUCACCUCAGUAGCCGGAAAUGUUUCACCGAUUCCCGGAAAACGAAGCGUGGAACCGUCUCCCACACCUUCACAUUAUCGGAAAUCGAUUUCUGUUAGCCCUGUAUUCAACAGGAGAGCGCGAGCUCGCCGGCAGUCACUCAGUCCACCCAACAAAAAGCGUUCGGGAAGUAGGGGGAGAGAAAAGAAAGUGCGGGACCGAUCUGAGUCACGGCAAAGUUCCCGAUCUCGUAUACCUCUGAGAGCUGGUAGCGUAACGAAAUCCACACGAUCGUCAUCAAAAACAAGAGUCAGCAAACGAUCUACUAGUUCUAGUUCGCCAGCAAAAGCAAAACUUGCGAAGGGUGUGAGUCGGAUUUCACCCACGCGCACUCCAACAAAUCAACGUACGAAAUCAACAAGUGCCAAAAAAGCACCAACCUCGGUGCAUAAACCCGAGUCGAGUGUCAAACGCACACCAUCGUCAGUGAACAAACAGACGGCAUCUGUGAAAAAGCAGCCGAGUAACUUACCAAAACCCGUUGGUAUUAACCUCAGGCGGGAGACUUCUAAUCUGCGAAAGAGCGAUACUACGCCCAGUCGUGCAGCUAAAGUUGGUCGACGGGAAACCACAGUGACAGCGCCGAAAACAAGCAAGGCGGGAGCCUCAGCAGCGGCGGUGGCGCUAGCAGCGGGUGGACUCAAACGCCAAACCAUCUCCAAAACUCUGGGAAAGGCAACUGCUAAAGGAGUAGCAGCCGCAACUAAAAGAAAAGAAGGUGAAAAUAAAAUGGGCGCAGCGAUAGCCAAGGGAACCCAAAGUGCCAAUAAACCCGGCGAAGUGACUCGGGCGGGAGAAGAAAAGUCUGCAGAUGGUAGAGAAAUCAGUGGUAGUCCUAUCGAAAUGGAAGCUGCGAAAGCAGCGACAACCGGUGUCGUGGUCGCCACAACCACCAAAAGACCUGCGAACGCUAGCUCGGGUAGCACCGGAAGCAGUGGCUCUACUUCUGGUAUGAAGCGGAAUCCGUCUAAUGUGUCUCUUGUGCGUAUGGCCUCUAGGAUGAGCUUGCUCAGUAUGAAGCGUUCCGAUAGCAAUCUCAGUAAGAAGGCGAAUAUUCCUUCGGUUGCUGAAGAAGCAGCUAAACCGACGAAAACGAAUGGAAAACCUGCAACAUUGCAGAAGACCAACAGCAGAGCACAGCUGAAAACACCAGAAAAUGUGGCUGCUAUACCAGCUGCCAUAUUAGAGAAGUCACAGAAGACGCUGGAGAAUAUACAAAAGACUGUAUCCGAGGCAACAGACGAAAUUCAGAAAAAAAUUCACGAAAAUCUCACCGACUUGAAAAGUCUAGAAAGCGAUAUGGGUCGAUUGUCGGAUAGCGCUGCUUCGCCCACAUCAAGCGUAGCUACAGUUGUGGAAAAUAAAGCGGGAAUAAAGGCUGGUGCUGCUGGUGGGGGAGGCGCUGUUGAAUCAAUCUCUCGAUCGGGUACCACCGAGGAAUCAACAGCGGCUGGGAAUGCUGAAAACGGACAAAGCUCAGUUAUGCCAGUUGCGUCAACACAGAGAUCACCACUACCACCAACACAGCCCAUCGAGGCCGACGUUUCUGUGUUGACUACAGCUGCGCAAGCCACGCAGCAUGCCACAGUUGCUGCAGCGGCGGCUGCAGCUGCCACAACCGGUGCAAUGGCGAUGCCAAAUGCUGGCGUGGUAGAUGCCACCGUCGAACGGGUUAGUGAACGUGCUAUAUCAGUUAUGCCAGAUGUUGACUGUGACGAUGCAAAUUUCCAGAAUUACGCGUACGAAGUCGACGGUGCAGCUGACAAGACAGCCGAUGGAGCAGUGAGUGCAACGCUGAAUGGCGAAACUCAUGCGAAGGUCACUGGCGGCGGUGGAAACGGUCAGAAGGGGAUUGGAGGUGGAGGAGGUGUCGAAAGCGCUGCGCAUGGAAAUGGUAAUGGCGGCGACGAUAACAAACGGCGUUCACCAGAUGGACAAGGCGGUUCGGCAGCAGGCAGCGGCAACGGCAGCCGUGAGCUCCUCAAGCAGCCGGAAGACGAUUCGGUGCCACCCACUGGCUGUUGCCGCUGCUGCUCCAAAUUCUGUCUGCCAUGCCGCCGUUUGCGUUGCUCGCGCUGUUGUCGCCGCAAACCGGGCAAGACCGGCGAUGAGAGCGAGGAGCCUGUACUCUCGGCAACCAGCAGCGCCUCUACCACCAACCUCGAAGUCAUCGAUGAAGCGCGCCACAGCGCAGACGACAAAACCAAGUCGAGUUGCUGGCAAAAAUUGAACUGUUGUAAGCGUUGUCGCAAGCAGCCCAAAAUAGGCACCGACAGCACUGAUGAGCAAGCGAAAAUGACGGCCAUUGGUAAGACAGAGACUGCGGCAGCGGCAGCUGCUGCCGCCACCACAACACCAUCCAAAGAGGGUAAAUGCGGGCUUUGCAUGAGCAAAUUGUUCUGCUGUCGGCGCGUCAACAAAGUGGAUCCCACAACGGGCGACGAGACAGAGUUGAAGAAGUGCUGUUUCUGUAUUCCUUGUCGGCGUAAGAAGGGCGGCCGCGGCGCUUCAAUCGGUUCCACAGUUUCGCGAGGUAGCUCCGUGGCCUGGCAAGAUCCGGAAACUGGUAUAGCAGCCACUGAUGCAUCGGUGGUGGAGGGCGCCAGCUCGCCAGAAAUGCUGCCGCCACAGGGUUGUUGCAAACGCUUUUGGAACAAACUACUGUGCUGUCGACGCAAUAAAAUGCCGAAACCAAGCGAAAGUCGACGGGCGAGCAUGAAAGCGCCGCCGCCACCGAGUGAGGAUACACGGCGAAAAUUGCACGUCGACCUGGUUGAGUACAACUCGAAAAUGAAGGGCGCUAUUCCGGUGUUGCCGCUUUCCUUGGCCUGGUUUUGCGUUAUCUGCAACACCAUUUUUCCUGGAUUGGGCACUUUGUUCUCUGGCAUUUUUUGCCUGUGCGUCGGCAUUCCACGCUUCUCGCAAUAUGACAGCGCUAAGGCGCGCUUCGGUUCCUUCAUUAUCAACAUCAUUGUGGCUGUGGCGCAAUUGUUUUGCGUGCUCUUCUGCUUUGUGGGCUGGGGCUGGUCCAUCUGGUGGGGCACCAUUAUGCUAAAGUGUGCUAGAAAAUUAAGCAAAAUCAAAAAGGUUGAGCGUUUAGAAAUGGAAGAGGAGCGUCGUCAAGCAGAGGCGGCAGCAGCAGCAGCAGCAACUGCGGCAAGAGUGGCUGCCAACGCUGGCGUCGGUACCGCGGCGGCGCCGCCGGCGUCGGCGACAACAGAGAGCGCGACAUAAAAACGCAGGCGGAUGAACAAACAAAGGGCGUAAUGGAAAUCUUGUUUUAAGAGGAUAAAAAAUACAUAAAUUACGUUACUAAGUAUCCGAGACGAACAGAGGUUUAAGUAAACUUAAAGUCACUGUAUAUUACUUCCAAAUCGGCAUUAAAUAUAGUCGCGAAAAAAGCUUCCUAUCACACUUCCGAGAACGAAUAGAUCAGAAAACCUGAAGGGCAAUGUAAACUUUUGAGAUUGAGUUGUAAACUGAGCUAUUGAGAGCUAAUAAGGAUAACAGCGUAAAAGAAAGUGAAAACAUGGUGCCUUAAUUCUAUAACUAGAUCUUCUGCUCCCAAAUGUAGGAGUGUUGAAAAUUCAAAUGUUUGUAUAUAAGUAGUAUGUGACUAAUAUCUUAACGAACGAUUACAAGCAAGCAAAAUCGCUGUUUUCCAAAAAUUAAAUAAGACAAAUACAUACAUAUGUACAUAUCGUCACCUGAAUUGCAGAAAGCCGUAACAAACAGCAUCGUAGAAAUGCCAAGUCAUAACUAAUAAAAAAUCAAAAAUUCACUUUUUGAUUUAUAUGAUGGAUUUCAUCAUUU